This is a messenger RNA of Galleria mellonella (greater wax moth), 491 nucleotides long. Its product is annotated as endocuticle structural glycoprotein SgAbd-5-like. Bases 36 to 410 code for a protein of 124 amino acids. Gene Ontology annotation, molecular function: structural constituent of chitin-based larval cuticle. The transcript has 3 exons. NCBI's taxonomy places the organism in Eukaryota, Metazoa, Arthropoda, Insecta, Lepidoptera, Pyralidae. Gene Ontology annotation, cellular component: chitin-based extracellular matrix. The record is from RefSeq and is a predicted model, not a curated record.
AUGUUUAACCAUAUUACUGACAUCAUUAUAUAAAUAUGAAUAAUACGUUAUUCGCAUUGUGUCUGGCUCUGGCUAUCAUCAGUGUCAAUUCACAGUUGCUAAGUAAACUGAUCGGUGGUGCACAGAAUGCAGCAGCGCAAAUUCUGAAAUAUGACAACGACAACGAUGGAACUGGCAACUAUCAUUUCAAUUAUGAGCAGUCUGAUGGCACCAAGCAUGAGCAAACGGGUAUACUUAAAGACGCAGGCAACCUUAAUCCGUUUGUUAUUGCCAAAGGAUUUUACGAGUGGAUUUCACCUGAAAAUAAGAAAUAUCGCGUUCAGUAUGAAGCUGACGAAAAUGGUUACAGAUCGGAAUUAGAAGAAGGUCCCGGACUUCCUCCAAACGUUGGAGCUAGUUUGCUUGGUUGAUAAUUCAAUAAUUAAAAUUUAUUACACUAUAUUAUGUUAAGCGUUAGGUAUGCAUUUAUAUCAUUUAAUAAAAAUACAGAA